Molecule: messenger RNA, 474 nt
Organism: Staurois parvus
Lineage: Eukaryota; Metazoa; Chordata; Amphibia; Anura; Ranidae
Source: the annotation of a GenBank genome assembly
AAACCAGAUUCACAAGAUACCCUGCCAGGAUCAACUGUGUGUCUGAAGACCACUUUUAAGGGAACACCACCUUUGUCUAUAAGAUGGUUUAAAGGUGUGGAUGAACUUAAAACUGGAGGUUCUUGCUACAUUGCUAAAGAGAACACCAGCAGCUCUUUGGAACUCUAUGCAGUUAAAACAUCGGAAUCUGGAAACUAUGUCUGCAAAGUCAGCAACAUGGCUGGCGCUGUGGAAUGCAGUGCAAACUUAUUUGUGAAAGAGCCAGCAACAUUUGUUGAGAAGCUAGAACCUUCACAGCUUUUCAAAAAGGGCGAUGCUGUACAACUUGAAUGUAAAAUAGCUGGAACACCAACUAUUAGCAUUACCUGGUUUAAAAACGACAAGGAAAUUAGAGAAAGUGAUGCUUGCAGUGUGUCAUUCCUGAACUCUGUAGCAGCUCUUAGAAUUUAUAGUAUAAGUCUUGAAGACAUCGGC